CAACUCUCUGAAAAAUUAAAAAAGAAAAAAGAAAAAACAGAACAAAACAAACAGAAACCGCCGUUGGCUGUUAGUUACAACGUCGCUGUCAGGCCACGGUAGAAAAAACUAUUCAGUUAAUUCUCUAAAGAGCAUAGAAUUGAUCAUCAGAUCAAAAACCUAAACUCUUAAAUCCAUCCCGUUCUCUCCAAUGCCAAUCCUUCUUUUUCUUUCUCUCGCCGUUCAUGGUGCGCUAUUCAAACUUAUAUGGGCGGCGGAGACUCUCCAAAAUGCCCGCCGGACAAGGAGGAGGAAGCACUGUCUUCGUCUUCGAUGCCGGCGGUGGAGUCGGAACCUCUCUCCCAUGUUUCUCUCACCGAUGCUCCUAUUCUCUUGCUCGUCUAUUUCCACAAGGCUAUGCGCGAAGAGCUCUCAGAGUUAUACCGCCUUGCAGUUUUAGCUUCGGAAAGUUUACCUAAUGGACGCCAACUCAUUGUUGAGCUUCGUCGCCGAUUUGAUUUUUUUAAACAUGUACAGAAAUAUCACUCUGCUUUUGAAGACGAGGUUAUCUUUCUAGAAUUAGAUGCCCACAUUAAAAAUAUUGUAUAUACAUACUCGCUUGAACAUAACAGCAUAGAUGACAUCUUUGACUCCAUUUUUCAUUGCUUGAGUACACUGGAGGAGAACAAAGAUGGUGCUAAGACAUUUCAGGAACUUUUGUCAUGCAUUGGCACCAUGGACUCCUCUAUUUGCAAGCAUAUGCUUAAAGAAGAAGAGCAGGUUUUUCCUUUGCUUAUACAGCACUUCUCUCCCAAAGAACAGGCUUUGCUUGUGUGGCAGUUUUUCUGCAGCAUUCCUGUGAUCCUGCUGGUGGAAUUAUUGCCAUGGUUGACCUCUUUUCUUACACCAGAAAAACGACUAAAUGUUACCCGUUGUAUUGAAGGAGUUGUACCUCAGGAAAAAUCAUUGCAAGAGGUGGUAGUUUCUUGGCUUCAUAUGAAUGGUCAAUCUUCUUUGGGGGUUUUCAGCAAAAUUAGAAAAGAAGCUUCUGAUGGACCUGAAUGUUUAAAAAGCAUGCCACGAUUUUACUUCGCCGAGAAUUCUUUGAGAGAAAAGAGGCAGUGGAAGAAGUCAUAUUGUGUUCAAACCAAUGCCAGAAACAAUGUCAUUGACUGUCUCAAACUUUGGCAUCGCGCCAUUCAGACAGAUUUGAAAGAAAUACUGGAAGAGGCAUAUCUAACAAGAAACUCAAGAAGUUUUUCAGAUAUUGACUCAACGAUCGUUCGGCUGAAAUUUCUUGCCGAUGUCAUAAUCUUCUACAGCAAUGCAUUGAAGAAAUUCUUUUACCCCGUCUUAAAUGAACUUGCCAACAAGACUUGCUCCAGUGAACAGUUCUCCAUUGAAAGUCGUGUGGAAAGCAUACACCAGUUGCUGCAAAGCAAGGCUGAAAAUGGGUUUCCUUUCUGCAAAUUUGUGGAGAAGCUCUGCCAGGAACUUGAGUUUCUUGCGAUGGAUGUUAGCAAAAAAUUUUCCUUUCAAGAAACGGAGGUAUUACCCCUUAUCAGCAAGAAGUUUAGCAAUGAUACGCAGCAGCAGCUUUUGUAUAUGAGCCUUCAUCUGAUGCCGCUAGGACUUCUAAAGUGUGUAAUCCCUUGGUUUGCAGCUCAUUUGUCUGAGAAUGAAUUCAGUUCAUUUCUUCAUGGCAUAAACCUGGGAAAUAAUUUAACCAAUUCAUAUUUUGCAUCCCUCUUACUUGAAUGGUUCUGCACUGGUUACUCAGGUAAAACCUCGAUUGAGAAUUUUGGAAAGAACUUGCAGAAACUAUUUAAGAAUAGAUGUUCAUUUAUCCCUGAGCAAAUCAAAGAAGCUGUUGUAUGUUCAUCCUUACUUUCUAAUGUGCAACCUCUUCAAGAAUCCAAACCUAGUAAAAUGGAACCAGUCUUCUCUAACAAGGGCAAAAAUCUUUUAUCACAUUCUUCUUCAAGAUCCUGCAAAGCUGAGAUGUAUGAGGCAUCAUAUGCAAGUAACAUAAAUCUCCACAUAUUUUUCCCUGGAACUAAAAGAUUGUUGCACCCUAUUCCUAGAUUACCUGCUGGGGAGAGUUCUGCAACUUUUAUUACUAAUGAACCGAAGCCAAUGGACUUCAUCUUUUUCUUCCACAAGGCUCUCAAGAAAGAUUUGGAGUACCUGGUCUCUGGUUCAGCUCAAUUGGCCGAAAACAUCAGGUUUCUUGUAGAGUUCAGCCAGCAUUUCCAUCUCUUGUGGCUUCGUUAUCAGUUUCACAGUGAAACUGAGGAUGAAAUUGCCUUUCCUGCUCUUGAAGCAAAAGGAAAUGUCCAAAACAUUAGUUACUCGUACACCAUUGACCACAAGCUGGAAGUUAAACUUUUUAAUGAGAUUUCCCUCAUUUUGGAGAAGAUGUCUAAGUUGCACGUUUCACUUUCUACUGUUGAUUCAGGCAUGCUGGAUCAAACAGUGGCAAAAUAUAAUCAGCAAUGCAAGAAACUCCAUCUUACAUGCAAAUCAAUGCAUAAACUGCUUUCCGAUCACAUUCAUCAUGAAGAAAUUGAACUUUGGCCAUUAUUUAGAGAAUGCUUUUCUAUCGAGGAGCAAGAAAAGAUCAUAGGACUCAUGAUAGGGAAAGUUGGAGCAAAAUUUUUACAAGAUAUGAUACCAUGGUUGACUGGCUCUUUAACACCAGAAGAACAGCAUGUUCUGAUGUCCUUAUGGCGUAAAGUGACAAAGAACACAAAGUUUGAUGAAUGGUUAGGGGAAUGGUUGGAAGGCUAUGAUAUUGCUCACGUGUCAGAGGAGUCAAAUACUGUACGGGCUGCAGAUCCACUGGAGAUUAUCUCGAGUUAUCUGCCGAAAGAUGCUCUCAGAAAACAAGGUGACAAGGGCAUCGAGUUUUCGCAAAAGGAUUCUUCUGGUGCUAAUAUUGAUCUGUUUGGAAAGUGCAACUUAGAAGAUAAAGCAAAGGCUGCUAAUGAAGAUCAAAACAAUGAAUAUUCAGAAUGUGCAAAAUCUCUCAAUGAAGGUGAAAAGAAGAGAUUCAAUGAAGUAGCCAAUGAGCUUCUUAAGACAGACAUUCCAGGUGAACCUUUUCAACCAAGUCCAAACACUGGGCACCACGAGCACCUUUUGACCAUGAGCCAAGAUGACUUAGAAUCCGCUGUUAGAAGAGUCUCUCGUGACUCAUCCUUAGAUCCUCAGAAGAAGUCAUAUAUAAUCCAGAACCUGCUGAUGAGCCGUUGGAUUGUUAAACAACGGAUAUCUCAUACAAAAGAAACCAUCUCCAGUAAUGGGGAAGAUAUUCCGGGGCAGUAUCCAUCAUAUCGUGACCGUCUCAAAGUAAAUUUGGGUUGCAAGCACUAUAAGAGGAAUUGUAAACUUUUUACUGCCUGUUGCAACAAGCUUUACACAUGCAUACGUUGCCAUGAUGAGGAGGCUGAUCAUACGACAGACAGGAAAGGUAUUACAAAGAUGAUGUGCAUGAAAUGCUUGGCUAUUCAGCCAAUUGGGAAAGCAUGCUCAAGUCCUUCAUGCAACAAUUUAUCCAUGGCAAAAUAUUAUUGUAGCAUCUGCAAAUUGUUUGAUGAUGAUAGGGAAAUUUACCAUUGUCCUUACUGUAACCUCUGCCGAGUAGGGAAGGGGUUGGGAAUUGACUACUUUCAUUGCAUGAAUUGCAAUGCCUGCAUGUCCAAGUCUCUUUUGGUGCAUGUAUGCAGGGAGAAAUGUUUGGAAGGAAACUGCCCAAUUUGUCAUGAAUACAUCUUCACAUCCAGCAAUCCAGUAAAAGCCCUUCCUUGCGGUCACUUGAUGCACUCGACAUGUUUUCAGGAAUACACAUGCACUCACUAUAUAUGCCCAAUCUGUAGCAAAUCACUUGGAGACAUGCAGGUGUAUUUUAAGAUGUUGGAUGCAUUGUUGGCUGAAGAGAAAAUGCCAGAUGAAUAUUCUGGCAAAACUCAGGUCAUACUAUGUAAUGAUUGUGAGAAAAAAGGACCUGCUGCAUUCCAUUGGCAUUAUCAUAAAUGCCCAUUCUGUGACUCAUACAACACCAGGCUUCUAUGAUUCAUGCUCAAAGUGAGUGAAUAACUUCUUUUCUCCAGAAUUCAGAUACUAGAUGUUGGGGGAUGAGCCUGUUUAUUCGCUGUUUCAUCAAAUUGCUUGUGAAUAAUUAAGUUGUAGACAUUUAACACAAGUCUUUUGAAAAAUUUGAUACAUUUCUGAAAUGUCAAAAACACAAAGACAAUAUUGUUUCUAAACUAUCAUACUAAGAUGAUGCUUGUAA
Ricinus communis (castor bean) is the source of this 4273-nucleotide messenger RNA. Its product is annotated as zinc finger protein BRUTUS-like At1g18910. The transcript has 12 exons. NCBI's taxonomy places the organism in Eukaryota, Viridiplantae, Streptophyta, Magnoliopsida, Malpighiales, Euphorbiaceae. Gene Ontology annotation, biological process: ubiquitin-dependent protein catabolic process; protein ubiquitination. Gene Ontology annotation, cellular component: nucleus. Bases 247 to 4053 code for a protein of 1268 amino acids. The record is from RefSeq and is a predicted model, not a curated record. Gene Ontology annotation, molecular function: zinc ion binding; ubiquitin protein ligase activity.